Molecule: messenger RNA, 1123 nt
Organism: Arabidopsis lyrata subsp. lyrata
Lineage: Eukaryota; Viridiplantae; Streptophyta; Magnoliopsida; Brassicales; Brassicaceae
Product: putative 2-succinyl-6-hydroxy-2,4-cyclohexadiene-1-carboxylate synthase
Exons: 4
Coding region: 94-1020 (308 amino acids)
Molecular function (GO): catalytic activity
Source: RefSeq, a predicted model, not a curated record
ACUCGUUCUCUUUACUCUUUAGUAUUCCUAUCUUUCUCCGAUAAUAAUCAAAAAGCUUAAUUAUUGUUUUGUUUUCUAGCACUCUACAAAAACAUGGCUCCCUCGUUUCUAAGCGUCGCAAAAUUCGUUGAGGCACUACUCCGCCGGAGAUUCUCCUCCGCUGGUCUCUCCUUACAAACACUGUCCAUCGACUCCGAAACCACCAUACAGUUCUGGGGACCACCACCGUCUUCAUCGUCGGAAAAUACACAAAAACCGUCGCUCCUCCUCCUCCACGGUUUUGGCCCUUCCGCUGUAUGGCAAUGGAGCCAUCAGGUAAAGCCAUUCUCCCAAUUCUUUCGUCUCUACGUCCCCGACCUUGUCUUCUUCGGUGGCUCCUCUUCCUCCGGCGAGAACCGGUCGGAGAUGUUUCAGGCGUUGUGCAUGGGGAAGCUUAUGGAGAAGCUCGAGGUCGAGAGGUUCAGCGUCAUUGGUACGAGCUACGGCGGUUUCGUGGCGUAUAACAUGGCGAAAAUGUUUCCGGAGAAAGUGGAGAAGGUGGUGCUUGCGAGUUCCGGUGUUAAUUUGCGGCGGAGUGACAACGAGGCAUUUAUCGCGAGGGCUAAAUGCCACGGUAUCAAGGAGGUGAUGCUUCCUGCUUCUGCGACAGAUCUUAGGAGAACUUCUGGGAUGGUUUCUUCUAAGAGACUCGAUUAUGUCCCAGAUUUUGUCUUGAACGACUUUUGCCAGAAAAUGUAUUCGGAGAAGAGAGAGGAAAAAGCAGAACUUCUCGAGGGGCUGAGUAUUGGGAAGGAUGACAAAACAAACGUUUCUCCAAUUCAACAGGACGUAAUGCUGAUAUGGGGGGAGCAAGAUCAAGUUUUUCCUUUAAAAAUGGCACAUGACCUCAAAGAGAUGUUGGGGAUUAAGACGACGCUAAAAAUUAUACAAAAGACAUCACAUAUACCUCAAACGGAAAAGCCCAAAGAAUUCAAUGGCAUUGUCAUGUCUUUCUUAUUACCUACAUCUCCUUCACUAUAGAUAUAACAUCCAUAUUAAACUAUGAAUUACAAAAUUUUCUGAUAUCGUCCAUGUUAGAAGUGUUUAUGUACAGUUUCAAAUACAUUUGAGAAAAUUUGUAACA